AUGAUCCGUCGCAACUCCGACUUUGAAAUUCACCUGCCAGACGCGGGCUCGCCAACCGCAGACGUCCCCGAUACUUCUUCAGAUGUAGAGAUGCUCUCGCCAGACAACCAAGAGCAUACGAUGGAAUUGCCUCCUCAUAUCGCUGCUCGUUUCUACCGACGUUCCUCGAGCGCCCGCCGGGCAUCUGACAAAUCCUCCCGCCGAAGUUCGAUGUCGUCACUACAUUCUCAUCACUCGAGCACGACUACCCAUGGAAACCCGCAAAGCAACUAUAUUGCUCAACAUCUUCGCCGUACCUCCAUUUUGGAAACCCGCAAGGCACGGCUGGCUGAUCGAGCUGCCCAUGCCGAAAAAGUGAGACUUCGUGCGACCGUCGCCAAGACCGCGACGCGAAAUUUACAAAUAGAGAGAGCGCUGGCAGCCCAGCAGGCCCGGGAACGGCUGUUAGCUGAAAUCACCGCCAAAUGCGAGGAUGAGGUUCGUCGAGCGAAGAAAAAGGCUGAGGAUACCCGAGAAAUGAAAGCCGCCAAGCACGCUCGCCUUCGAUUAGAAAUGGCCGAGAAAUUCGCCGAGGCCGAGAAAAGACGCCUCGACUAUCAGCAAAAACACAGACGGCAAAGAACAAACAGUGCCCAUUCUGAGAAAGAUAUUCACGCGGAGAAACCCGUGCUGGAAUCCCUGACACGGGAUGCCGCUGCUCAGCUUAUUCAAAGAGCUUGGAGGAACCACCACUCCAAAGCUGUUAUGAAUUCUUUCCGUGCCCUGGAUCUAUCUGUACAGAGGAUUCGCAGCAUGUCCUUUGACGACUUGGGUGCUCUCCUCUCUGAAGAAAACGUCUUGAGCACGAUGGCCAAAGUACUUCGCCUUUGUGGGCUCCAAGACAUGGAAGGUGGUGACAUGGCUGAGCGAGGGGCUGUCCGGACUUUCCUAAGCAGUUAUCUGAUCCUUACUCAUCCUUCUGAAGUUAUGAGCAGAGAUGGCGAGCAGGAGCAGGAUCUGAUUGAAAAGGCACGCGACUUGGUAGUAGUGUUUGAGCAGGUUGUCACCCAGCUUUCGAUCGACUACCGGAGCACUGCUACAUCGAGCGACCUACAAACUCUACGAGAAGCAUAUGGUGUUUUCUUUUCCGCUUUCCAUGCGUGGAAAUCUCAUGACUCUACAGUAUUGGUUGAGAUUAUGUUGGCUCAAUUUGUUGAGCUAGAACUAAUCUGGCAAACUGUAAAGGAUGACCGAGAGGGCGGCGUCGCUGACGACUACAACCAGGGAAUCAGACAUAACCAAAUUCUACUCUUGGCGAAGCUGAAGCGGCUUGCCGGCGCUGAAAAGGCCAUGGACUUGGUGAAGAAGGCUAUCAGAAAAGCCAAGCGUGAAAGGAGGCGCUCGACGUCUUCAAAACAGGCUAUUCCUCGAUCGGCUGCAGUUACAACAUCCGCAGAGAACAAUCCCGAGAGUGUUUCUUCCCCUAUUAGUGAGACUUUUAAUAGUGUUGAGAGUGCCGUUCUUCGCGAACUAGAUAAGCAGAGGCUAUCGCCGCAUGAGAGCUUCGUCAAGGUUUUAACCGCGCUUCCUGAGAAUCGGGUUUUGGUGCAUGAGCUGCUUCUCAACAAAGAAUAUCGAAUCGAACAAGCCUCAUACACGGCUCCGCGGCAGCGAAUAAUCAAACAUAUGAUCGACAUGAUGAGAAGAGAUGUUGAAGCUGGCCUUGGCACGAAGUGGAUAGUUGCAAUGGCUACUGUUAUACAAGACCGACUUCUGAGAUCCCUCAAACCUGGGAAUUCGUUGCACGUUCUCAUCAGUGAGGCGCUAGAUCCAAAGGUGAUUGAGGCGCAAUGCAAUUCCGGCGUAUUCUCUUAUGACCGCUUCUUCGAUUUUAUGACUGGCAUUCUCCCCAAACUUUGUGCUCCAUUCCGAGACCCCGAAGUGAAAGCUUUUUCCGAAGACGUUUCUGGUGACGCCAUUGAUCGGCUGUCUAGACUGAUGGCUAUCAUUGACUUGCUGUCUUUGGAUCACACAAAUUUCAUGAUCCAUAUGGCGGCUCCUCAACUCAUACAAGAAGCACCAGGUUAUGAACAGAGGACAUUCGAAAGAGGUCUUGCGGAUGGGUCGAUUGUUUUGGAAAAAGUGAAACGUUUUUGGCAAGUAAAUCGCAGUGUGGUGUUAGAGGAAAUGAGACGACGUGACCCGGAGAAUGUUAAUUCUCAUAUUCAACCCUCGGUUUCAAAAAUAUACGCCCAAGGGCUGGCAGACAUUGUGCUCGGCAACUCUCCAGUUUCCGAGGAUAUCGUUCCAGAGACACUUGAACUUGAUUACAAUCGACUCGCACGAUUGCAUAUGAAGGCCUUCAGUAUUGUCGCAACGGCAUCCAUUCUUUUGACUGCGAAGAAUUUGCUCAAAAGAGAUGCAAGGUCACAUUGGAAAGCCGAAGCAGACCGCAUUGUUUCUUUGGAUUUCACCGAGACCAGACCCGAAAGGGUAUUGUCGAUCAUCGAAUCGACUCAUCCGAUGCCAUCUACCGCUAGGUCGCAGCUUCUGUCGACUAUCAAACGUGUUGUCGGACCAGUCGUUACUGCCUCGGUCUCAGCAGAGCUUUCGCAAAGCCCCCAAGUCGAGGUUGUUUCGGGAUCGACCUUGUCCACCCAGAAUGACUCCGGGGUGAAUGAACUAUCGGCGCCAAGUUUCACGGACCCGGUUGGAAAACUUCUUCUAUCUCGACUUCGCACCCAUGUCUUAUCUCGCCUUAACGCUGCAAGCGCCAGCGAGAGGAUCCGCGCUACCACGACAGCAAGUCAAAGCCUUGCUGCUGCGGGAAUGCCCGAGUUCGUAAACGACGUAGGGAAACUCGUUGAUGACCUCUCCAAAGUUAGAGAGGCCGAUUGGACAGGCCAUAGUUCUGUUUACGAAGGUAUUUUGAGUGGCGGCCCGCCCCCAACUACUUCGACAUGA
Molecule: messenger RNA, 2943 nt
Organism: Talaromyces rugulosus
Lineage: Eukaryota; Fungi; Ascomycota; Eurotiomycetes; Eurotiales; Trichocomaceae
Exons: 1
Coding region: 1-2943 (980 amino acids)
Source: RefSeq, a predicted model, not a curated record